AUGGGGGAAGAAAAGGAUAUAAGACUAGGAGAUGGGGAGCAUAGACAUGCUACAGAUGUGGAAAAAGCUGGCAACGAUGGUGGUGACAUGAUGGGAGGAACACCGUCCACGAAACCCGACCUACCUCCUCUAAAAGGUCUAUCAUUCCUCGACCGCUUUCUGGUAGUAUGGAUCAUUCUCGCCAUGGCCAUUGGCAUCGCCUUGGGAAACACCGUCGAUUCCGUGGGUCCCGCGUUACAAAGAGGAGAAUUCGUCGGCGUCAGUAUACCAAUCGCAAUCGGCCUUCUAGUCAUGAUGUACCCUAUUCUCUGCAAAGUCCGCUACGAAACUCUGCACCUUCUCCUCAAGAAACGCGAACUCUGGAUCCAGAUUGCAGUCUCGUUUGUGCUCAACUGGAUCAUCGCACCUCUCUUCAUGGUAGCACUCGCUUGGGCUUUCCUGCCCGACCGGCAAGACCUCCGCGAAGGACUCAUCUUCGUGGGCAUUGCACGUUGCAUUGCCAUGGUCCUCAUCUGGACUGAUCUGGCGGGCGGCGACGGCGAUUACUGCGCCGUCUUGGUGGCAUUCAACAGCAUAGUGCAGAUUGUCCUGUUUGCACCGUUUGCCGUGUUUUAUAUCCAGGUUGUCAGUCAUGGGGAUAAGACGGAUAUAAGUUAUGAAAAGGUCGCGCAGAGCGUGGGUGUGUUCUUGGGCAUCCCGUUGGGUGCUGCGGUACUCACGAGAUUGGUAUUGCGGUCCCUGUUGGGAGAGGAACGGUACCAGCGCCGCUUUAUCCGCUAUAUCGCACCGCUUUCACUCAUCGGGCUGUUGUAUACAAUCAUUGUUCUUUUUGCUAGCCAGGGCGCGCAUGUAGUUCGGCAGAUUACGGAUGUGCUAAGGGUUUGCGCGCCGUUGUUGGUUUACUUCAUCGUCAUCUUUACGAGUACAGUUUGGUUUUGCUGGAAGAUGGGAUUUAGCUACAAAGUCAGUUGCACGCAGAGCUUCACAGCUGCGAGCAAUAACUUCGAGCUGGCUAUUGCGGUAGUGGUUGCUGUGUACGGGGCGGGUAGUGGGCAGGCGCUGGCGAGUACAGUGGGUCCAUUGAUUGAGGUCCCUGUACUGGUGCUUCUUGUAUAUGUUCUCAAGUGGAUACGGAAGAGAUGGCAAUGGGUCUAG
Molecule: messenger RNA, 1155 nt
Organism: Alternaria postmessia
Lineage: Eukaryota; Fungi; Ascomycota; Dothideomycetes; Pleosporales; Pleosporaceae
Exons: 2
Coding region: 1-1155 (384 amino acids)
Biological process (GO): arsenite transport; antimonite transmembrane transport
Cellular component (GO): plasma membrane
Molecular function (GO): arsenite transmembrane transporter activity; antiporter activity; antimonite transmembrane transporter activity
Source: RefSeq, a predicted model, not a curated record